Molecule: messenger RNA, 1185 nt
Organism: Phycomyces blakesleeanus NRRL 1555(-)
Lineage: Eukaryota; Fungi; Mucoromycota; Mucoromycetes; Mucorales; Phycomycetaceae
Exons: 8
Coding region: 1-1185 (394 amino acids)
Biological process (GO): protein localization to phagophore assembly site; protein lipidation; nucleophagy
Cellular component (GO): cytosol; fungal-type vacuole membrane; phagophore assembly site membrane
Molecular function (GO): protein binding; phosphatidylinositol-3-phosphate binding; phosphatidylinositol-3,5-bisphosphate binding
Source: RefSeq, a predicted model, not a curated record
AUGAAUCUGGGUGACAAGAGUACAAAUGAGCUUCUUUUUCUCAACUUCAACCAAGACUUCAGUUGUAUUUCUGUGGGGUUGAAGAGUGGUUAUCGUAUCUACAACUGUGACCCUUACAGCAAAUGCUAUUCGAAGCUAGAAGGAGGAACUGGAAUUGUCGAGAUGCUUUUCUGCACUUCUCUUGUGGCCUUGGUAGGCGCGGGAGAGCAACAGAACUUUUCACCAAGACACCUACAGAUAAUCAAUACAAAGAGACAAUCAACCAUUUGUGAGCUUACGUUCCCCACAAGUAUCCUAUCUAUUAAAAUGAAUCGUCGACGGUUGAUAGUAGUGUUGGAGGAACAGAUAUUUGUAUAUGAUAUAAGUAACAUGAAGCUUCUCCACACGAUUGACACCAGCCCGAACCCAGCGGCUAUCUGUGCUUUAUCCCCGUCCAGUGAAAACUGUUUUGUUGCUUAUCCAUCUCGAUCAUCCACUACUGGUUCAAACCUCUCUGACUAUACCAACGGAGACGUCGAAAUCUUUGACGCAUCUUCUCUCACUCUUGUUAGCAUUGUCCAGGCCCAUAAGAGCCCUAUUAGCUGUAUUUCAAUGAAUUCAGACGGAACUUUGUUAGCAACGGCUAGUGAAAAGGGUACAGUCAUUCGUGUGUUUUCGAUCCCAAAAGCUGUCAAGGUUUAUCAAUUUAGACGAGGAUCUUAUAUCGCAAAAAUCUUCUCAAUGUCCUUCAAUCUUGUCAGUACCCUCCUGUGUGUUUCAAGUGAUACAGAGACGGUGCAUAUAUUCAAAUUAGCAGCCAGAGGACCUCCUAGCCAACACAUUACUAAUGGACAUCGGAAAGAAGAAGCUAAUAAAGACCCGCGUGCAAAGAACUCGAGUGUGGGACAAUUGAUCCGUAGAUCUUCUAUGAACAUUGGUCGCAGUGUUGGAUCCUAUUUGCCAGAAAUCAUCACUGAAAUCUGGGAGCCGUCAAGACAUUUUGCUUCUCUAAAGCUACCAAGUGGAGGUGUAAGAAGUCUGGUUGCCCUGAGCAGUACUACUCCUCAAGUCAUGGUUAUUUCAUCAGAAGGAUUAUUUUACCAAUACAAUAUUGACCUUGAAAAUGGCGGUGAAUGUGUUCUCUUGAAGCAAUACAGCCUUUUGGAAACUGAUGAAAUUGGUGAUGGAAUGAUGGAUGAACUAUAA